Messenger RNA from Yamadazyma jaroonii, 978 nucleotides. The record is from the annotation of a GenBank genome assembly. NCBI's taxonomy places the organism in Eukaryota, Fungi, Ascomycota, Pichiomycetes, Serinales, Debaryomycetaceae.
AUGUCACAACCUGAUAAAUAUAAAUACAGAGUUGAAAUUCAACAGAUGAUGUUUGUGCUGGGAGAAUCUAAUGAUCAACCGGUAGAAACAACAUCUAUAAUAGAAGAUAUUGUUAGAGGUCAAGUUAUUGAUAUUUUAAUGGAAUCUACUAAAUUAGCAGCUUUAAGAGGGACUAGAUCAAUAAUACCCGAAGACGUGAUAUUUUUGAUAAGGCAUGAUAAAGCUAAAGUGAAUAGACUUCGAACUUAUUUAUCCUGGAAAGAUGUUCGUAAGAAUGCAAAGGAUCAAGAAAGUGGUGGACCAGAAUCUUUGAUAGAAAAUGAUGCUGGAGCUGCCAAUGGUACCACAGGCAGUGUUCCCGGUGCAAGUGAUACCAGUAAAAUGUUAACAAAAUAUAAAAAGUCGAAAAUAAGGCUCCCAUGGGAAUUACAGUUCAUGUUUUCUGAACAACAUCUUGAAACUAGUGAAGAAGCUGAACAAGUCGAUGACGAUGAAAAGGCUGCUACUUUAGCAUCUUUGAAAAGAUUGAAAAUGGCUGAUGAUAGAACAAGAAAUAUGACAAAAGAAGAGUACGUUCAUUGGUCAGAAUGUAGACAAGCUUCAUUUACCUUUAGAAAAGCUAAAAGAUUCAGAGAAUGGGCUCAGAUAGGUCAAUUAUGCGAAUCAAGACCUCAUGAUGAUGUUAUUGAUAUCUUAGGGUUCCUAACUUUUGAGAUGGUUUGUUCAUUAACCGAAGAAGCCAUGGAGGUGAAGAAUCUCGAAGAGAAAGUAUUCCAAAAACUGCAUAAGAAUAUUGAAGAUACUUCAUUAACAAGAAAGAGGAAAUAUCUUUUCGAUAGACCAAGUAAUUUGGCUAGACCUAUCAUGCCAUAUCAUAUUGAAGAAGCUUGGAGAAGGUUACAAGCUCUCGAUUUCAAACACAAAGCCUUGAGAGGGUUUGGUGGAGGAAGAAUCAAAACUAAAUCUCAACUUAUCUAA